Messenger RNA from Eruca vesicaria subsp. sativa (arugula), 3237 nucleotides. The record is from the annotation of a GenBank genome assembly. Lineage: Eukaryota; Viridiplantae; Streptophyta; Magnoliopsida; Brassicales; Brassicaceae.
AUGGCUAACAAGGUCUCCAGUUGGAGAGAAGCUCUUACAAGGAUCGCUAGCAUAGCAGGCAAAGAUUCUGCAGCUUGUGAAAAUGAGGCCUUGAUGAUUGAAGAGAUCGUUGAAGGCAUUUCAAACCAAUUGUUUGUAAUGCAACCAGUAGAUUUCAGUGAUCUCGUUGGAAUGGACUAUCACAUGGAACGGCUAAAACCUCUGUUGCGUAUUGAAUCUGAGGAUGAGGUCCGUAUGAUAGGAAUCUGGGGAAUGGGAGGCAUUGGCAAAACCACCAUCGCCAGAUCUCUCUUUAACCGGUUUUCAAGGGUAUUUCCAGCUCGUUGUUUCCUUGAAAACGUUUCCAAGAUUUAUAGAAAGCGUGGCGUCUCGUAUCUACGGGGAAAGUUCCUUUCAACCACACUCUGUCUCUCUGAGAACUCGAGCGUAGAACUUGGACACCAGGAGAUCAAGGCGAGAUUUUGGAACCGUAAAGUAUUUGUUGUCCUUGAUAAUGUGGAUGACAUCAAACAGGUGCAUGCCCUUGCUAAAGACUCUGGCUGGUUUGGUCCAGGUAGUCGAAUCAUCAUAACAACGCGGGACAAAGGCUUACUUAAUGCAUGCGGAGUAAGAAAUUUAUAUGAAGUUAAGUGCUUGGAUAUUGAUGCUUCUCUUAAGAUAUUUAACCAGUUGGCUUUUGAAGGACGGUAUCCUCCUUCUGACGUUUAUGAAAAACUUUCAAUCCGAGCGUCUUGGCUUGCUCAAGGUCUUCCAGCCGCGAUUGAAGCUUACGGUUUAUUUUUCCGAAGACUGACAUCUGUGAAAGAGUGGGACGAUGCCUUAUGUAGAUUCAUAAGAGCUCCUGACAAAAAUGUCCUGGAGAUCUUGAAAACUAGCUACAAUGCCUUAGAGGAAGCAGAUAAAAUUGUUUUUCUUCAUGUAGCGUGCCUUUUUAAUGGAGAACUUCUCCGGCGUGCCACUACUCUUCUUGAUGAUGGUGAGCUACAGGGUUGUCUGGGAGUAAAAAUAUUGGCUGAGAAGUCUCUUAUAGAAAUAACUGCUGGUGGGUAUAUAAAGUUGCAUUCUUUGGUAGACCAAACUGCAAAAGCAAUUGUGUAUCAAGAAUCCGCACAGAGGCCUGGGAAGCGAAGAGUUUUGUGGGAUCCUUAUGAAAUUUAUAAAGUGCUUGAACGCAAAGCGACAAAGGAACCAACGGAAUGCAUGGGGCUACACAUGUGUGAUUUUGAUUCUGGGUUGCAUCUUGGUGAGUAUCCAAAAUACCACCACGAUACUCUCAAGUUCCUCAAGGUCUACAAGCACUUGGACCAUAUAAAGACCAAGCUGCAGUGCAGUAGUGACGAUACAUAUCUACUUUCAUCGAGGCUAAGGUUACUACAUUGGGACGCAUUUCCCCUGACAACCUUCCCUUGCCGAUUCUCUCCACUAUAUCUUGUUGCAGUCAGUCUGCAUCGCAGCAAUCUCACGAGCUUCUGGAAACAAUCCGUGGAGAUACCAAACUUGAGAAGAUUGGACGUGUCAGGCUCAGAAAAUCUGGAACAACUUCCAGAUCUGUCUAUGGCCGGUAAUUUGGAGGAGUUGAUAACUCAAGGCUGCAAGAGGCUAAAGAGAAUUCCAGAGUCCAUCACUAACCUUACUAGGCUGACGACGCUUGAUGUCUCAUACUGCGAUGAGCUCAAUAGUUACCACAUCACUAUAAGGGAAUUGACUGGGCAAUGUCGGCAGAUUGCUUUAUAUUUCUCUGGUGAAGAAGUGAAAACAGAAUACAUUAAAAACCUGGCCAUUGGGGGAAACAUACAUAUUCAGAUGUUAUCGCUUGACGGCAACGCAGAUCACAUCUGUUUUAGUACAGAGGAACCUGAUGAAUUGGCAAAAGAAAAGCAAGAAGCAAGUCAUGAUAAACAGCUGUUCCAUGGUCUUGGAUUGCCUAUGUCGGAGGUCCAUGGUGAUGAAUGGAUGAUGCAAGGGGCUCAUGAUCAUGUCCUGCCAAAAUUUCAUGGAUUUAAUUCGAUAGACAUCAUCAGGUUCAACUACAACAGUGAUGGUGCAAGCUUCCUCUGUUAUAGUCUUUCCAUGUUUCCAUGCCUGAAAGAGUUAAAUCUGAUCAACCUAAACAUUGAAGUGAUCCCGGAUGACAUAUGCAGCUUGCAAUGCUUAGAGAAACUGGACUGGAGCGGCAGUGAUUUCGAGACAUUACCAGAAACCAUGAAGCAGCUUCCCAGGUUGAAAUACAUCAGCCUUUGUAACUGCAGAAGACUUAAAGCAUUGCCAGAACUAGUUCAGUUGGAGACAGUCAAACUCUCUGGCUGUAUGAACCUACAGUCAUUGUUCAAAUUAUCUCAUGCUGAACAAGACUGGGGCAGAUGGCGAUUGCGCGAGCUUUGGGUUGACGACUGCAACAACAUUCAGUCCAUUUCAGAUCAGCUUGGGCGUUUUACCAAGCUAUCAUAUGUAGAUCUUAGUAGCAAUGACUUUGAGACAUUGCCAUCAAGCAUUCGAGACCUUUCCUCUUUGAGAACUCUCUGCCUUAAUAAGUGCAAGAAACUCAAGUCGAUAGACGGGUUCCCAUUGUGCCUCAAGUAUCUCUACGCACAUGGCUGUGAAUCCCUGGAAACUAUCUCAUUUCCUUUGAACCAUUCUGUAAAACACCUUGAUCUUAGCCACUGCUUCUGUUUAAAACAGGAAGAACAUCUGAUCACUCAGUUUCUUAUGGAGGGACAAAAUGAAGAGGACUCACCGAGGUUCGCUUGCUUUCCUGGAACCGAAGUACCCAGUUACUUUGAUAAAAUAGGGACAGGGGAGUCCUAUACAACUGGCUUACCCUGGCCAAGACCGAAACUGAUUGGUUUUGAUGGUUGUAUCGUGAUUGCUUGCGAGAGGGGCUUUCGUAUACAAUUCUCGCCACUUUCUUAUGACUAUGAUUGGAACUAUGAAAGAUACUUUCAUUUGUACCUUCAACCAGAUCUCUUUCAUUGCCGGGACAGUAGUUUGCUUAGCACUGAAGAAGAGAAAGGUGGUGAAUCAGAUCACUUGGUUAUUAUCCGCGGUAUAAAGAACAUUAGCAACUUAAUCAACAAGUUCGGAAUCCAAUCAGACCUGCAACUAUCCAAGGAGGUUAAGUCUCCCUCCGCAGAGAUAAAGGCUUGUGGAUUUAGCUUGAUUUGGGAAGAUGACGUGAGAGACAAGAUUAAGAAAGAGCAGAACAAGACCUCUGGAUUCUCUUCUCUCUUAGAAUCUUAA